CCACAGCAAAGCCCGGGCGGGGGGGGCAGGGAAGGGCGGGCGAGAGGAAGAGAGAAGGAAAGAGAGAAAAGAUGCCGUUUCCAAAACGCAAGGCGAGCCGAGCCGACGACCGAAAGCCGGCCCACGAACGGGAAGGAAGAUCCGACUUGUCGUCACGCGCCCUCCCGGCGACUCUCUCUCUCUCUCACCUCCUUUCCGGAAUUGCCCCUCCCCACCAUUACGCACGCGUCUCGUAUUCGUCACCGGCAGCCACCCAAACACCGACGCUAUUCCCCACCCCCCCCCACCCCAAAAAAAUCUCUCCCUUUUCCGCGAUCGACCGAAACCCUAGCGCCGCCGCCGCCGCCGCCGCCGCCGCCGUUGCUGCUCCGGUGAACGACCGCCGACGCCGACGCCGACGCCGGCGGCGAGGAGGAGGAGGAGGAGGAGGAUGGGGGACCUGAUCGAGUACGUGUCCCCGUCGCCCACACAGGGCGGGGGCGGGGGCGGGCACGGGCGGCCGCUGCCGGUGAGGGAGGACUGCUGGAGCGAGGAGGCGACCGCGACGCUCAUCGAGGCGUGGGGGCGGCGCUACGUCGACCUCAACCGCGGGAACCUCCGGCAGAAGGACUGGCAGGAGGUCGCCGACGCCGUCAACGCCCGCCACGGGCACUCCAAGAAGACCCACCGCACCGACGUCCAGUGCAAGAACCGGAUCGACACCGUGAAGAAGAAGUACAAGAUCGAGAAGGCGAGGAUCUCGUCCGGCGGCGGCGGCGGCGGCGCGUCGCCGUGGGUGUUCUUCGACCGGCUCGACGCGCUGAUCGGGUCCAGCUCGUCGUCGUCGUCGGCCGGGAAGAAGCCGUCGCCGUCGCCGUCGGUGUCCCCGCUGUCGCCGCCGGUGGCCCUGCCGCUGCCCUACAAGAAGACCUCGUCCGCGGUGGUGGCGGCCGUGGCGCUGCCGCAGAAGAGGCCGGCGGAGAGGGUGGACGAGGGAUACUUCAGGAGGAAUUACUCCGAGGUCGCGGCCGCUGCGGCCGCCGCGGGGGUCGACGACGAGGAGGAGGACGAGGAGGAGAGAGAUGAGGAUAGGGAUAGCGAGGAGGACGAAGGAGAAGGGAUGAGGAGACUGGCGAAGGCCAUCGAGAGGUUCGGAGAGGUGUAUCAGAGGGUGGAGGCUGAGAAGCUGAGGCAGAUGGUGGACUUGGAGAAGCAGAGGAUGCAGUUCGCCAAGGAUUUGGAAGUGCAGAGGCUGAAGAUGUUUAUGGAUACGCAGGUUCAGCUCGAGAGGAUAAAGCACGUCAAGCGCUCGGGCUCUGAUGAUGGCCGCCAUAUGCAGUCUACACAUUCCGAAUUCCAUCUCAGUUUCUGCUUUGUGGGAGGGGGGACUCUGGAGAAUGGAGUGGGAUUAGAUAUUUAUAGCUAGCCUUAUGGAAGUGACGCCAAUGUCGCCACCGUCGCGUCGAUCCCUGUGUUGUACUUAGUAAGUGCACACUGAAGUCCAGCUGCGUCGCAAAAUUAUAGGUGGAGAAGAUUGUCGGAGUAAUUUAAAGUUAAUUUUGCAAACCUAAUUAUCGCAUAGUUUUUCUUGUGCAAUUUCUGCCUGCCCUACUAGUUGUACUACCGUAACAAUGUGAGUCUGUUCUUUUUCUCUUUUCGUCUUCCUUUGAUUUUUCCCUUUCUUCUUUACUCAUUUUUCUUGUUAGUGUCGUCUCUAGGAAUCCCUGUUAAUGAAUGAUUUAGGUGAGUUCGACUCUUUAAUUAACUGUAGCUAGCGUUGUAGAAGGUACUGCUUCCGUCGUCAUUCGCUGUACGAGUCUGUCUUUGACCUACGCGAAAUGGCACCGUGAAGCUAGCGGCUGCCCGGUCAGUUCUGUGUUGCUCCGGCCUGUUCUUCAGGUGAGUUUGGGUCGCCGAGAGUCGGACACUUCUCCUACCUUGACAUGGAUUCUAGGAUGCUCUUGCAAGUGAAUUGGGAAAAAUGGGAUCCUGGCUCGGGAUCAAACCUACCCCCACUCACUGUUGUCGCGCCAUGCUUACUUCUGUCGACGGUCGUGUCGGACAGAUGAUUCUUCGAUGUCAUCUUCAUGCUGAUGCAUGUAAAAUUGAGAAUCCAGCCAUCAAAGCUACUCUGAUUGAAGAUUUGAUGUGUCCGCAAAGUGCUGUGCUCUCCGACAACACGAAGUCGUCCUCAAGCCACGACAAGUGAUUGUUUCCCUCUAGAAAUCGAAUUGUUACUAAUUCGUUUCGACUGCUGCAUUGGCUCUUAUGAUGAGUCCUUCGUCGCGAAAAACUGCAAAUGGUGACAUGAUUUUAGAGUACUUGCUUGUCACGGGGCUAUAUCUACCUAUCCUGUCUUCCAUGGGGGCCUAUAUUAGAGGUCGUGCCAUCGAAAGUGUCUGAACUUUUCUUCAAUGAGUAAUUCAAUACCUUGAAGGUUUUUCU
This is a messenger RNA of Eucalyptus grandis, 2424 nucleotides long. RefSeq names its product trihelix transcription factor ASIL1-like. The transcript has 3 exons. The record is from RefSeq and is a predicted model, not a curated record. Gene Ontology annotation, molecular function: transcription cis-regulatory region binding. Gene Ontology annotation, cellular component: nucleus. Lineage: Eukaryota; Viridiplantae; Streptophyta; Magnoliopsida; Myrtales; Myrtaceae. Bases 431 to 1405 code for a protein of 324 amino acids.